This is a messenger RNA of Blumeria graminis f. sp. triticale, 492 nucleotides long. Lineage: Eukaryota; Fungi; Ascomycota; Leotiomycetes; Helotiales; Erysiphaceae. The record is from the annotation of a GenBank genome assembly.
AUGGUGUCCCUCUAUGAAUCAAGUAUUCCAGUCUUCAUCAAGAAUCUUAAGGUUCUUGCGGCCCUACUCGCCAAGGGCUCCGCUCAUUCAGGCGUUACUGAAAAACAGCUACUGGAAAGCCGUCUUAUUUCAGACAUGGGAAACCUCAUCUACCAAAUUCAAAGAGUUUCGGAUACCUCCAAGGGUCUCGCCGUUCGCGCCGCUAAGGUUGAGCCUGUCGCCCUUGAGGACAAAGAGACCACCAUGGAAGAAUUACAAACUCGAAUUGAGCGUACAAUCACGAUAUUGGAAAGCGUGAAAGAGUGUAACUUUGUGGCAGAAGACGCAGAGGUUAUAUACGUAGCACCGACAAAGGAACUAAAAUUUACGGGCAAAAGUUAUGUUUUAGAGUUUGCCAUUCCAAAUUUCUUUUUCCACUUUGUUACGGCAUACAACCUUUUGCGUAAGGAGGGCGUGGAUAUUGGGAAAAAAGAUUACUUGGGAAUGUCCUGA